AUGGAUCAUGAUACAAACAAUAACAUUUUUUUUGAAGAUGAAGAUAAAGAGGCUUUACAAGGCCUAUCUCCUGUCCCUCUACCCCCGCGAAAUAUCCAUUCUUAUAGCCAGCAGCUCCGUGCCACCUCUUCAGGACCUGGUAAUAAAAGACACCACAAAGGUAGAAAACACAGCCUUGAUGACAUCCCUAGACCUGUGGUUUCUGAGUGUUACUAUGAUGACUCGUCUUCCGACGAUGAAUUCUGCCCUCGUUCCUCUUCUCCUUCCAACACCACUCGUUCUCGCGGUGAGAGCGGUGAAGAUUUCUUUGUUGGUGCUGAGGAUGAUCAACUCAGGCAAUUCCAGCCAUUGCCUGAGUUCAUUGGAAAUGGUGGUGGGAAUGGAAUCUUCAAGUAUCCAACACGUUCCGCCGUGCAUGGUGGACGGCCACAUUGUCUAGAACUCAGGCCACAUCCUUUAAGAGAAACUCAAGCGGGGAAGUUUCUGAGAAACAUUGCCUGUACCGACACGCAGUUGUGGGCUGGUCAGGAGUGUGGGGUAAGGUUUUGGAGUUUCGAGAAUGCAUUUGAGGCUGGUUGGGGUUUAGGUGGGAGAGUGAGAAGGGGUGAUGAAGACGCUGCACCAUUUUACGAGUCGGUGAAUACCUCACCUACAAUGUGUUUAAUUGUUGACAGUGCUAAUAGAUUGGUUUGGAGUGGGCAUAAAGAUGGGAAGAUUAGGUCUUGGAAAAUGGAUCAACAUUUGGAUGACGAUAAUUGUCAUUUUAAGGAAGGAUUAUCAUGGCAGGCUCAUAAGGGUCCCGUUCUUUCUAUAGUCAUGAGUUCUUAUGGUGAUCUGUGGUCAGGUGCUGAGAAUGGUGUUAUUAGGAUUUGGCCCUGGGAUGCCAUUGAGAAAUCUCUCUCUCUUUCAUCAGAGGAAAAACACAUGGCUGCUUUAUUGGUGGAGAGGUCUUGCAUUGACCUCAGGAGCCAAGUCACUGUAAACGGUGCUUGCAGCAUAUCUUCUUCAGAUGUAAAGUUCUUAUUAGCCGACAAUGUUAGAGCUAAAAUUUGGUGUGCUCAGCCUCUGUCCUUCUCUAUUUGGGAUGCUCGUACAAAGGAGCUUCUGAAGGUAUUCAAUACUGAGGGUCACAUCGAGAAUCGAGCUGACCUGCCAUCAGUUCAGCAGCAAGAUCAGCCAGUAGAAGAUGAGAUGAAGGUAAAAUUUGUAGCCCCAUCAAAAAAGGAGAAAUCAGGGGGCUUUCUGCAACGUUCACGUAAUGCUUUAAUGGGAGCAGCAGAUGCUGUUCGCCGAGUUGCAACCAGGGGAGCAGGAGCAUUUGUAGACGAUACCAAGAGAACAGAAGCACUAGUGCUGACCAUUGAUGGAAUGAUCUGGAGUGGAUGUCCUAAUGGCCUUCUUGUGCAGUGGGAUGGGAAUGGAAAUCGUUUACAAGAAUUUAGUUAUCAUUCUUCUGCUGUUCAAUGUUUUUGCACUUUCGGAACACAUAUAUAUGUUGGCUAUGUGAGCGGUAUUAUCCAAGUAUUGGACCUGGAGGGAAAAAUGAUUUCUGCAUGGAUUGCUCACAGUAAUCCUGUACUAAAAAUGGCAGCUGGAAAUGGAUAUGUUUUUAGCUUGGCGAAUCAUGGUGGCAUACGUGGAUGGAGUAUUGCUUCUCCAGGACCUAUUGACAACAUAGUACGAUCAGAAGUGGCAUCGAGAGAAUUAAUGUAUACAAGACAGAACAGUUUCAGAAUCUUAGUUGGCACAUGGAAUGUUGGACAGGGAAGAGCAUCCCAGGAUGCACUUAAAGCAUGGUUAGGUUCUGCUGCAUCAGACGUUGGCAUUAUUGUUGUCGGGUUGCAAGAAGUAGAGAUGGGUGCAGGUUUUCUUGCAAUGUCUGCUGCAAAAGAAACUGUAGGACUUGAAGGGAGUAACAUUGGGCAGUGGUGGCUGGACAAUAUAGGAAAAGCCUUGGAUGAAGGAACAACUUUUGAACGUAUGGGUUCCAGGCAACUUGCAGGCUUGCUCAUAUCUCUUUGGGUAAGAAAGAAUCUCAGAAAACAUGUUGGUGAUGUUGAUGCUGCAGCGGUUCCAUGUGGCUUUGGACGUGCAAUUGGUAAUAAGGGAGGUGUAGGUUUGAGAAUUAGAGUUCUUGACAGGAUAAUGUGCUUUGUUAACUGUCACUUGGCUGCACAUUUGGAAGCAGUCAAUCGGCGCAAUGCCGAUUUUGAUCAUAUUUUUCGAAAUAUGUCCUUUGGUCGGACAUCAAACCUUACGGCAGCUGCUGGCGUCGCAACUGCAAGUCAUACGGUUAAGGGUACAAAUGCUGCGAGUGCCAACCAUGAAGAAGCAAGGCUUGAUUUAGCUGAAGCAGAUAUGGUGGUGUUUCUUGGUGAUUUUAAUUACCGGCUUUUUGGUAUAUCAUAUGAUGAGGCAAGAGACUUCGUUUCACAAAGAAGCUUUGAUUGGCUCAGAGAAAAGGAUCAGCUCAGAGCAGAGAUGCAGGCAGGGAAAGUUUUUCAAGGAAUGCGUGAGGCAGUCAUUGUGUUCCCUCCUACUUACAAGUUUGCAAGAAACCAACCAGGUUUAGCAGGAUAUGAUUCCGGGGAGAAAAAGCGCAUUCCAGCUUGGUGUGACAGAAUAAUAUACCGUGACAACCGAUCAACUCCAGUGUCUGAUUGCAGUUUAGACUGCCCUGUAGUCUCAUCAGUUAUACAGUAUGAAGCUUGCAUGGAUGUCAUAGAGAGCGAUCACAAACCUGUCCGCUGCAAGUUCCACGUUCAAGUUGCCCAUGUUGAUAGAUCAGUGAGGAGACAAGAAUAUGGAGAGGUUCUCAGGUCUAAUGAGAAAGUCAGGUCUAUCCUUGAACAAUUACGUUAUGUGCCAGAAACCACUGUAAGCACCAACAAUAUCCGCCUGCAAAGCCAGGACACAGUCAUCUUGCGAAUCACCAACAAAGAUGUGAAAGAAAAAGCUAUAUUCAGAAUUACUUGUGAAGGUGUGUGCACUGUCAGUGACGAUGGAGAGGAGAAUACUUAUCAUUCACGGGGUUCGUAUGGCUUUCCAAGAUGGCUCGAGGUUACACCAGCAGCAGGCAUAAUCAAACAAGACCACUUUGUGGAAGUCGCAGUACACCAUGAAGAUUUCCGUUCCUUAGAAGAGCUGGUUGAUGGAAUCCCGCAAAACUGGUGGUCUGAAGACACACGAGACAAGGAAGUUAUAUUGUCUGUGAAUAUCCAAGGCAGUAAUGCAACGGAGACACAUAGUCACCAAAUCGUUGUUCGACACUGCUACUCAGCCAAGACAGUGCGCAUUGACUCUAAAUCAAACAGUUCUCGGAGAGGCCAAGGAGGCUCGGUUCACCGGUCUGACGUUCGACAACUAAGUGGUUCCUCUGAUGUGGUUGAUGAUUUCCGAAACUUUUGA
Molecule: messenger RNA, 3408 nt
Organism: Dovyalis caffra
Lineage: Eukaryota; Viridiplantae; Streptophyta; Magnoliopsida; Malpighiales; Salicaceae
Source: the annotation of a GenBank genome assembly